AUGUUAGAUGUUAGCGAGCAGCUCCACAAUGAACCCCUUGAUCCGGAGCCUCACCAGCGUAACGUGUACUCACGGAAUACUCCGAUUUCAGUUAUUAUGCAUUUAGCAGUUGUUGACGUCGAAGGCCAAGCCUUUGUGGAGCGCAUCCUCAGCACAACUGUACACAGCUUGAUCAUUGCCAUUAUCUUCAUUAUCAUUAUCUUCAUUACCAUUAUCUUUAUUACCAUUAUCUUCAUUACCAUUAUCUUCAUUACCAUUAUCUUCAUUACCAUUAUCUUCAUUACCAUUAUCUUCAUUACCCAUUAUCUUCAUUACCCGUUAUCUUCAUUACCCAUUAUCUUCAUUACGGACGGGAUGACUAAUGGUGGAAGACUCACGCUGUACUAG
Messenger RNA from Cladophialophora immunda, 387 nucleotides. RefSeq lists its product as uncharacterized. The transcript has a single exon. Lineage: Eukaryota; Fungi; Ascomycota; Eurotiomycetes; Chaetothyriales; Herpotrichiellaceae. Bases 1 to 387 code for a protein of 128 amino acids. The record is from RefSeq and is a predicted model, not a curated record.